Messenger RNA from Phoenix dactylifera (date palm), 2288 nucleotides. RefSeq names its product plant/protein, putative (DUF3411). Gene Ontology annotation, biological process: plant organ development. NCBI's taxonomy places the organism in Eukaryota, Viridiplantae, Streptophyta, Magnoliopsida, Arecales, Arecaceae. The record is from RefSeq and is a predicted model, not a curated record. Gene Ontology annotation, cellular component: chloroplast inner membrane.
CACAGAGGACAGGCCGAAGCCCGGAUAGGACGAGGCCAGAAGAGCUCGCGCGAGGGGCCGCCAAGAUACAAGGGAGAGUGGGAGGAAGAGGGAGAGAGAGGAAAUGGGUUCCCACGCCGUCUUCCAAGCCACGACCCCGCAGCCUCUCAUGGCUCUCCACCGCCACUCUCACCUUCACCCCAUGAAACUCUCCCCUCUUCCAAACCCUAAUUCCCACCCCCAUCGCCAUCGCCCCUUUCUCCCGCCGGCGGCCCUCGCCGGCCGGAGGAAGCCCCGCGUCAUCGUCGUCAGGUCGGCGGCGGCCUCCGUCCCAGGGGAAAUGCCGGGAGCCGUUGAGCCCGACCACAGGGGCGCCCUCGAGCGUUGCUUCGCCGCCUCCCCGGAUUCCGAGCCGCCCUCCUGCUCCUCCUCGUCGUCUUUGUUGUCGUCUGCGGCGAUGGAGCCGGUGAUGAAAGGGAAACACGGGGCGUUUGGGGCGGUGACGCUGGAGAAGUCAAAGCUCGAUCUCUCCCAGAAGAGUACGAAGUCGAGCCCUGAGACAGCAGUUGGUGGAGGUGGUGGUGAUAUCGGAAAGAAAAAUUUCCAUGGUGGAGGUGAUGGUGGUGAUGAUGGCGGUGAUGAUGAUGAUUACUUUGAUGACUUCGAUGAAGAUGAUGAAGGAGAUGAAGGUGGACUAUUUAGAAGGCGUCUUGUCCUUCAAGAGCUCUUUGACAGGAAAUUUGUGGAUGCGGUGCUUCAAGAGUGGUACAAGACCAUGAUAAAUUUGCCUGCUGGGCUUCGCCAAGCUUAUGAAAUGGGUCUGGUGAGCUCUGCACAAAUGGUACGCUUCUUGUCAAUGAAUGCAAGGCCAACAACAUCUAGGUCCAUUUCUCGUGCUCUUCCACAAUCCCUAUCCAGGGCUUUCAUUGGAAGGAUGCUUGCAGAUCCCUCUUUCUUAUAUAAACUAAUCCUCGAACAGGCAGCUACUAUUGGUUGUGCUGUUUGGUGGGAGCUGAAGAAUCGCAAAGAAAGGAUUAAACAAGAAUGGGAUUUAGCACUCAUAAAUGUUCUGACAGUAUCAGCUUGCAAUGCAUUUAUUGUCUGGUCGCUUGCACCAUGUCGUUCCUAUGGGAAUACAUUCCGUUUUGACUUGCAAAAUACAAUUCAGAAACUUCCAAAUAAUAUAUUCGAGAAGAGCUAUCCUCUGAGAGAAUUUGACUUACAGAAAAGAAUUCAAUCUUUCUUUCUUUGGAAGGCUCCAGAGUUAUGUCUAGUUGGUGUAACUGCUGGAUCAGUUCAAGGAUUUUUAUCAAAAGCUUUAUCUGGCAAAAAGGAGGGAAGGUUGUCAGUGACCAUACCAUCUGUCAGUACCAACGCUCUUGGUUAUGGGGCUUUCUUGGGAUUUUAUGCAAACCUACGAUAUCAGCUGUUAUGUGGAUUUGAUCGAGCUAUGUUCGACCGCUUUGAUGUUCUGGGAGUGGCAAUUUUUUUCAGCACGGCACUGAGAAUAUUGAAUGUUCAAAUUGGGGAGACAUCCAGACUCGCUUGGCUUGGGGUGCAAGCUGAUCCAUUGCUGCAGUCAGACAAUCUGUUGAAAGCAUACAACAGACCCUCAGAGGCUACUGACAAUCCAUCUUCAAGGUGGUUCAUAUCUAAGGAUGCCAUCAUCUCUGGCCUUGGAUUACUUGGUAUCAAGCAGGGCAGUGGGGAACAGGAGGCCAUGCCUACAAAGGCACGCCGAAAGAGAGUUGUUAGGAAAAAAGUGAGCACAAGUUCAGCAUAGUUGUCGUUCCCAUCACUUCGGAGACAAUUUUGUAUGAGGUAAAUGCUGGAUGCGGAUUACUGCCAUGCAAGUGAACAGUGGAGAUACUUUUUCUGCAACUUUGACGUUGUUAUCAAGAGAUGCAAUCUUGGAAGUGCGUGGCAUUUGCUUAGACAGCUGUUUGAUGGAGAUUUUAAGGAUCAAGAUUUCUCUAGUUUUGAGCAUUAAGGUUAUUAUUAUUAUUUUUUUGCUUGCAGAUUGGAGUCGCUUGUAUGUUUUUAAUUUGUUAGAGAUAUAUAUAGAUUGAAAUUUUUUCUGAUACACUGAUACAGUCUAACUAUCAGAGUACAGGGAAGCGUGACUUCUUUGGAGUAAUGCAUUAGCUUUGAAACUCCUUGAAGCAUGCUGCCUUGAUUUUGAGUCGAACUCCUUGCAGGUCACGUUAAGCUGGAGGCUACUUGGUUGCCUACAAGACACAAAUCUGAUAGUGGAAUGAUGUUAUUCAUUGGCUUUCAAUGGGAAUAAUUCCAUUCGUCGUGUUAGAAAA